AUGAUGUCCUCAGCGGCAAGCUCUGCAUCCUCGGUGCAGAGCGGGCGAUCAGGAGGGAUGGAGGCAAACCCGACUCAUGGCCAUGGCCAUACCUAUAGCCAUGACCAUAACCGUGCCCAGCCAGACCUGGAUACGCUGGUGUCGCACCUUGCAGCCGCCAAGCGGUCCCUCUCCUCCAUUCACCAUGUCUGGAGGGCCAACGAGAUCGUGACUGCUGCACGCGCGGCAUUAGAGGAGAGUGUCAUUGUCUCGGCCCGGACCGGCUUCCUACGUCGAGGCUUGGACGAACAGAUCCGGCUCCUCUACAAGGUAAGGACCGAAGUAGAAAACGUAGCCCACCGUGGCCGGGCCGAGUUUGCUGCUGCCAUCAAGGAGCUUGAUACGGUCGACAGCAAACUACAGCAGACUCUCGACAGUCUAAGACAGACCACCCUUGAGCGGGGUUUCCGCUCGCUGGAGCAGCAGCAGGAAGAAGCAGAGAAAGGCGUAUCCAAGACGCUACACGAUUUCAUCGAUGAGCAUGCCGUAGACGACAUCCAGUCACUGCUCAAAGACGCCAUAGACAACGUCAGCGCAGCCCAGUCAGAGCUCGACGUAUCCAAUCGAGCUUUUGACAAUGAUCUUCAGUCUAUCCAGCAGGCCCUGGAUAAGUACAAGCUCUCUAUCAAACGGGGCUCUGUCUCCUCUCUCAGCCUGUCUGCUUCUUCUUCUGCAUCCCGUGUCAAAAUGCCGACCCCAACGGUGAUACCGGAAUUGCUUCACUCGCUCGAGUUGAACGCGCAGGAGAUGGCAGACCUGCUGGAAUCAUUGGUGCGCCACUUUGAUCUAUGCGUUACCGCUGUCAAGCAUACCGAGGGUGGUGGGGUACUUGCACGAAACAUCACGGGAGACCUCCCCACCGACGUCGGUAUCGGAAUCCGGGCCGGUGGAAACCCACAACUAAACACCGACGAUAGCAACAACAACAACAACAGCUACAACGAUGAUGCCGGCAAUCCAAACCCACAACUAGAGCCUCUUACCGACUCAGACUACCGCGACAUGAUCGCCGUCAUUGCCAAGGACGCAGGGGAGGCAGAAGAUGUCGUGCUUGAGAUCCAGGAUCGCAUAACUGAGAUGGAAUCUACUCUAGAAAGAGUACUUGAACAGCGAGACUCGCUCAUCACCGCAAGCGUAUUUACCACUGCUGUAUUUCGCCGGCUGGACGAGUUCGAAUCAACCCGUCUACCGGAAUACGUAGCACAAUCCCAUAAAUUCGAGCAAACAUGGAACACAGAACAUGAACGCAUGGAGUCAGGUAUGGCCGACCUGAACGACCUGCGAGGCUUGUACAUGGGCUUCCUAGAUGCAUACGAUGGCCUCAUUCUCGAAGUUGCGAGACGGAUGAGUGCUAAAAAGGCUGCUGAGGACAUUCUAAAGGAUGCUCGGGCAAGGUUAGAUGCGUUGUAUGAGGAAGAUGUUCGAGCACGAGAGGCCUUCAGAAUAGAUCAGGGUGAUUACCUUCCUUCAGAUAUCUGGCCGGGCCUAAGCAUGCCGCCGAGUAGAGUUGUGUUUCGAAGGAUUCGUGCAGAUGAUGACGCUGCCCAAGAAGACAAGGAUGAAACGACACCGGAUGUGAAGCCGGAUGAUGUUGAGCAGCAGCAGCAACAGGACCCUGAAGGCGAUGUCCGGUCUUCGACUAAACAGAGCCGCGAUGGAAAGGAGGAUUUCGGCGAAAGUAUCCCCAACCUGCCCAAGCACGUCAUAGAGCAGGCGUUUGCCCGUCUUAACUCAAGGGGCACAAGCCUCCCUUCAUAG
This is a messenger RNA of Nannizzia gypsea CBS 118893, 1797 nucleotides long. RefSeq names its product Atg17p. Gene Ontology annotation, cellular component: Atg1/ULK1 kinase complex; phagophore assembly site. NCBI's taxonomy places the organism in Eukaryota, Fungi, Ascomycota, Eurotiomycetes, Onygenales, Arthrodermataceae. Gene Ontology annotation, biological process: piecemeal microautophagy of the nucleus; autophagy of mitochondrion; autophagy of peroxisome. Bases 1 to 1797 code for a protein of 598 amino acids. Gene Ontology annotation, molecular function: protein kinase activator activity; molecular adaptor activity. The record is from RefSeq and is a predicted model, not a curated record. The transcript has a single exon.